GAACACAGUGAGGAUGGCCGCCAAGCGAAUUUCCUACAAAAUCGAGGGAGAGGUCCAGGGUGUCAACUUCAGGCACUUCGCAAGCAAGCAAGCCAAGGAGGCCGGCGUAACUGGAUACGUGACCAACGCGUCCGAUGGCACGGUCCAGGGCGAAGCCCAGGGGAGCCACGAGGCUAUCAAGGAGUUCGUGCAGCAUCUGAACAAGGGUCCACCGGCAGCCAACGUAACGGGCGUCGAGCAUUCAGACGUCUCCACGCAGUCGGGGGAGAGCGGGUUCAACGUCAAGUGAGCGCUAUGGCCUUGCGGAGGCGGCAACCAUAUGGUGGAGAGAGUUGCCUACCUGGGUAGCAGCGAAAGAAACAUUUAUCAAACUAGGUCAUACCAUGACUUCUGGAUAUUGAAUUCCUCCGAGACGUGUUGAGAUGUGAACAGAGCGAAGUAUUCCAGGGCUAGCUCCGAGAUAUCUGCAGGCGCCGUAGAAAGCCGCUCGAGAGACGGCGAUGUAGGAUACGAAGGUGGGGGAAGCAGCGGACAAACUCUGUUUAGAGUUUUGUUUCAUGGAGAUAUCUCAUGAUCCAUUUCUCUCCGCAACUCUAGAAAGCGUCGUCGU
This is a messenger RNA of Trematosphaeria pertusa, 610 nucleotides long. Its product is annotated as Acylphosphatase. The record is from RefSeq and is a predicted model, not a curated record. NCBI's taxonomy places the organism in Eukaryota, Fungi, Ascomycota, Dothideomycetes, Pleosporales, Trematosphaeriaceae. The transcript has 5 exons. The coding region runs from base 14 to 289 and encodes 91 amino acids. Gene Ontology annotation, molecular function: acylphosphatase activity.